AACCCAGGGUUGCAUCCAUUUAACCAAAUAGCACCCAAGUAUGACGCUGAAAUCUGAAUCAAACACGGAAUAUCUCGUUUUCGUCUGCACAAACAAAUUAUAUCCGAAAGUCAUCCUACUCAUCAUCAGAAUAAGAAGAAACCACGCCAACACCAUCAACGACCAACCACAUCCCCAACCGAGAAACGAUACAGAGAAGAAUCACAUAUAUCUUUCAAUUCCUAAUUAAAAUACCCUAAUUUUUCUGUUUUGAAUCACUUUUUCUCAGAUUUUCCCCAGUUCUAAGCAAUUGAGAUUGAGAAUUUUCAGAGAUAGAAAAUCCAAUUGUCAUGAUCGUUUGUAUUGACUCUUAUUACAAUCAAUAUGAACAAUCACAACAACAACAACAACAACAACGGGAUGAUGUCAUCAUCUUCAUCAUCAAUAACAAACUCUCAAUUACCAGGAUUGAAAGCUCAUAUUAAAACUCCAGAAGGUCGUUACAAAUUCCAAUACGAAAAAACUCAUCCUUCUGGUUUCCUUCAUUACACUAACAGCAAAGUCAUCACUAAGUUGACAGUUGCUCAUCUUAAAGAGAGAACAGCACAAUCACAGCCUACUCCGAGUUCGUCUUCAUCCUCGUCUUCUAGCUACAGUGCUAGUAGUAGUGUAAGAUUAGUAGCAUCCAAACUAUUGGGAGCAGGGAAUGGUAGUCGUACACUUAGUUUCGUUGGAUUAAAUGGACCUAGUAAAGCUGUUGCUGCUGGGACUAAUAGGAUUGGUUCGAUGGGUGGUAUUUCACCGUCGAAUAACUUCCCGAUUAUAUCGAAUUUUGAUGGAAAAGGAAGUUAUUUGAUUUUCAAUGUUGGUGAUACUAUUUUCAUUAGUGAUCUCAAUACGCCAGAUAAGGAUCCUAUAAAGUCAUUACAUUUCAGUAGCUUGAAUCCUGUUUGCCACGCAUUUGAUCCGGAAUCCAAAGAUGGGCAUGACUUGCUUAUUGGAUUGUACUCUGGAGAUGUUUACUCGUUAUCGCUGCGUCAGCAAUUGCAAGAUGUUGGAAAGAGGCUUGUAGGUGCACAACAUCACAAUAAAGAUGGUUUAGUUAAUAACAGUCGAUGCACCAGUAUUGCAUGGGUGCCUGGAGGUGAUGGUACAUUUGUUGUUGCUCAUGCUGAUGGGAACUUGUACAUCUAUGAUAAGAACAAGGAAGGUAGCGCUGAUACUGCAUUACCUGUCAUCAAGGACCAAACUCAAUUUUCUGUUGCUCAUACACGGUCCAGCAGGACUAACCCAGUUGCUAGGUGGCAUAUCUGUCAAGGGCCAAUUAGUCAUAUAGCCUUCUCAAACGAUGGGAGUCAUUUGGCAACUGUUGGAAGAGAUGGUUACUUACGAGUAUUUGACUACUCAAAAGAGCAGCUAAUAUGCGGUGGAAAAAGCUAUUAUGGUGCUUUACUAUGCUGUGCUUGGAGCAUGGAUGGAAAAUAUAUUUUGGCUGGAGGAGAAGAUGAUCUAGUACAUGUGUGGAGCAUGGAUGAGCAUAAGGUAGUUGCAUGGGGGGAGGGUCACGGCUCAUGGGUUAGUGGAGUUGCCUUCGACUCUUACUGGUCAACGCCAACUUCUGAUGGCAGCGGGGAAAGCAUCAUGUAUCGGUUUGGUUCCGUUGGUCAGGACACUCAGUUGCUUCUCUGGGACCUGGUAAUGGAUGAGAUUGUGGUACCACUGCGGCGUUAUCCAACUGGUGGUUCCCCCACAUACAGCACCGGAAGCCAAUCUUCUUACUGGGAUAGCAUUUCCCCUGUGGGUACUCUUCAACCUUCUCCUAGCAUUCGAAAUGUGCCCAAGAUCUCCCCUUUAGUCGUUCAGCGUGUUCAUACUGAUCCACUCUCUGGCUUGGUAUUUACAAAAGAGUCCAUCCUCACUGUUUGCCGGGAGGGUCAUGUGAAAGUAUGGACAAGACCUGUGCCAAGUGAAAGCAAUUCCAGUAACUCAGAGACUGCUCUGAAUACCAGCUCAAAGGAGUAACCUCUUAAUACCAUGGGUAAUGUUUGCUGCUCCAGUUACAAGCAGCGAGUAAAGUAGUCUUCUUUUCACAAAAUGACAAUCUUGAUUUACCAUGGGUGAGGGUUGUGAUCUCUUUAAUAUAAUCAGGUGAACUUAUCGGGCGGUUUGAUGCCCAUUCCUAAAGUCUGCUUCUUGUUUUUGUGAUGGGUUCGGCCGUGUAGAGUCCUGGAGAUGAAUGAUGGACUGCCAUUUUGGUGAGGUGCAGAACACCAUUGGCAAGGUUUUCAUAUUAACUUGUUGGCAAGCUACUACUGUAUUGUUACUGCAGAAACACCACUGGGUGGUAUCAGUGUUCUCUUUUUUUGGUCCCUUUGUACAUAGAUUUUCAUUUCUGGUUUUGUUUAUUCUGUUUCAUUUCUCCAAAAUAAAAAUAAAUAUACAAGCCGUUAUAAUGGUCAUAAAAGAGACAUUUAUAACACAAUUUUUUGAUAAUUAUGCGUGGUAUUUAUAAUCA
Papaver somniferum (opium poppy) is the source of this 2494-nucleotide messenger RNA. Its product is annotated as probable catabolite repression protein creC. The coding region runs from base 364 to 2001 and encodes 545 amino acids. The record is from RefSeq and is a predicted model, not a curated record. Gene Ontology annotation, molecular function: protein binding. The transcript has 11 exons. Lineage: Eukaryota; Viridiplantae; Streptophyta; Magnoliopsida; Ranunculales; Papaveraceae.